GACUUGACAAGUACAUCUUAGAAGACUAAAAUUUGUCUGCAUCUUAAAAUAGCAAGUCUUAGUUCAAGAUAAGGGUGAUUAGUCGACUUGACUCCUGAAUAUUUAGGUGUUAAAGGAUGAUUACAAAGACUACUUUGCAAACAAAUGAUAAGGACUAAAUAAUGAGAUAGUAGCGUGUAGCGUGUAGCGUGUAGCGGUGUGAGUUGUUGUACGUAACAUUUUUUCCGACUAAGCAGGAUCUUCCUCACAUGAAACAUCUAACCUUAAUCUAAAUCUUUCGGACACAUAAAUGAUCGAAUGAUGGAUUUGGAUUGAUUUCGUAACUGAAUCUCAUACAAGCUCUCUGCUUUCCCUCUCUUGCCACACAAAACAGAUCACCAUGGACGACUUGUCGUACCAGUCCGGCUAUGGCAACACCUUCUCCUCCGAGUCUCUUCCGGGUUCUCUUCCACAGACUCAGAACAGCCCUCUUCUCUGUCCUUACUCCCUUUACGCCGAGCAACUCUCCGGUACCUCUUUCACUUCUCCUCGCAGUCUCAACCUUCGCAGUUGGCUUUAUCGGAUCAAACCUUCGGUGACCCACGAACCCUUUACGCCUCGGCUCCCAAGUCACGGUAAGCUGUUGAGCGAGUUCAAUCAGUCCAAUAGCUCUGCUACUCCGACCCAGUUGCGAUGGAAGCCCGUUGAUAUACCUGACUCCCCCACUGAUUUCAUUGAUGGGUUGUUCACCGUUUGUGGUGCUGGAAGCUCUUUUCUUCGCCAUGGUUUUUCUAUUCACAUGUAUACUGCCAAUAAAUCAAUGGAAAAUUCUGCAUUUUGCAGUGCCGAUGGUGACUUCUUAGUUGUUCCCCAAAAAGGAAGGCUAUGGAUUACUACAGAAUGUGGAAGGUUGCAAGUUUCUCCAGGUGAAAUUGCUGUUUUACCACAAGGAUUUCGUUUUUCUGUUGAUCUUCCUGACGGACCAUCUCGUGGUUAUGUAGCUGAGAUCUUUGGUACCCAUUUUCAACUUCCUGAUCUUGGGCCAAUAGGAGCUAAUGGUCUUGCUGCUCCAAGGGAUUUCCUUGCUCCCACUGCGUGGUUUGAGGAAAGUCACCGUCCAGGCUACACAAUUGUACAAAAAUUUGGCGGUGAGCUUUUCACAGCGAAACAAGAUUUUUCUCCCUUCAAUGUAGUUGCCUGGCAUGGGAAUUAUGUUCCAUAUAAGUAUGAUCUAAGUAAGUUCUGCCCUUACAAUACUGUCUUAUUUGAUCACAGUGAUCCCUCUAUAAACACAGUAUUGACAGCACCAACCGACAAACUGGGUGUUGCUUUGCUUGAUUUUGUCAUUUUCCCUCCUCGAUGGUUGGUUGCAGAGCACACAUUUCGACCUCCAUAUUAUCAUCGCAACUGUAUGAGUGAAUUUAUGGGCCUUAUUCAUGGUGGAUAUGAGGCAAAAGCUGAUGGUUUUCUCCCUGGUGGUUCAAGCCUACAUAGCUGUAUGACACCUCAUGGUCCAGAUACCAAAACAUACGAGGCUACCAUCACGUGGGGAAACGAGGCAGGACCAUUCAGAAUCAAGGACACCAUGGCUUUCAUGUUCGAAUCUUGUUUAAUCCCGCGAGUGUGCUCGUGGGCUCUAGAGUCUCCCUUCAUGGAUCAUGAUUAUUACCAGUGUUGGAUUGGACUGAGAUCACAUUUUACUAGAGAAGGAGCAAAUGCUGAGAGAAGCAAUAUCCACAAAGAGCAUGGUAAAGAUUGAACAAUGACUUUGUGUCAAGUUACAUAGCAUUAUCACAAUUGUGAUUGCAUGUAUUGUACCCUAUUGUCUUUUAUGUACAUAAUACAAUAAAAAUCUCUGUACAAAUGAGAAUUAAGUUCUGUAGAGAUACAUAAAUUGUACUUACAUAUAAAAGCUGUGUUUCAGGCUUUUUCAAUCAACUGUCUGCCUUUGAAUUA
This is a messenger RNA of Humulus lupulus (European hop), 1935 nucleotides long. RefSeq names its product homogentisate 1,2-dioxygenase. The transcript has 9 exons. Gene Ontology annotation, molecular function: homogentisate 1,2-dioxygenase activity. NCBI's taxonomy places the organism in Eukaryota, Viridiplantae, Streptophyta, Magnoliopsida, Rosales, Cannabaceae. The coding region runs from base 380 to 1738 and encodes 452 amino acids. The record is from RefSeq and is a predicted model, not a curated record. Gene Ontology annotation, biological process: L-phenylalanine catabolic process. Gene Ontology annotation, cellular component: cytoplasm.